Molecule: messenger RNA, 3053 nt
Organism: Loxodonta africana (African savanna elephant)
Lineage: Eukaryota; Metazoa; Chordata; Mammalia; Proboscidea; Elephantidae
Gene: CLEC4F
Product: C-type lectin domain family 4 member F
Exons: 7
Coding region: 491-2860 (789 amino acids)
Molecular function (GO): signaling receptor activity
Source: RefSeq, a predicted model, not a curated record
UCCUGAUAAUAAUUGUAAUUAUCAAAUGUAUUAUGAAAUGUGUGUUCAAUUUUGGAAGCAGCUUAUGUACAUUAAUUCCUCUCACUUUUGUAAUGUGGUGGGAGGGUUCUGUACCCUAUAUUAGCUUCAAUGAAAAGGGGAAGAGAAAUGAUGAGUUUGUGACUUUGAGGCAGAGGUUGGUGUUUGGGAGCUAUGCUGGAUGAGGCAGAGAUUGGGAUGAUGAGACUGAGGGGAGGAGGAGGGGCAGGUGCCAAUGGGAGGCAGAAGACGAUAGGGCCCUGGGCAGACAGGCGCCUUGGAGACUCUGAGAGGAGGGACUAUCAAGGCCGAGACUAGUUUCCACAGAGUCAGCAGGGGGAGGGAGUCAGAGCUUCCGGGGUGGUCAGGACCUAUGUCAGGAGCAUAUAAGUCUGGUGAUAUCUCAGCUGUGCCUCCCAUUACUACUGGCCCACAGGACAGCACUUUGAGGGGCAGGGAGCAGCACUGAAGGAUGAAAGAAGGAGAGAUGAAUGGUGACAAGGCCUAUUUCUGCACAGACAACCAAUGUGUUUCCCUGCAUCCCAGGGGCAUGGACUCUGACGCAGUGGGUCCUGCAGCCCCCAAGAUGCCGAGGCUUGCCCAGGCCGCCCUGGUAUUUCUGGCUGUGAUCAUCGUCUCCUUCCUUGUGGCUUUCAUUGUUGUGGUUCUACAGCACCCAAGACCUACACCAGAGGCAGAUCCAUCAUUCCAAGAGUUUCAAGAAGGGUACAGUACCACUGGACAGCUGCUUGUGGGCCCAGACAGUCCCUACCAUUCUGCCAGGGUGGCAGAUGUGCAAGAGGCUACCCAGAUGUUGAAAGGCUAUGUGGAGAACUUCAGCACUUGGGGUGUGGAGAUCCAGAUGUUGAAGUGCAGUAUGGUCAAUGUCAGUUCUCAGAUUCAGAUGCUCAGCAGUCACCUGGAGAAUGCCAGUGUUGACAUCCAGAUGGUAAAAGGAGAGCUAAAGGAUGCCAACUCCUUGAUUAUCCAGAUCCAGAUAUUAAGGAGUUCCUUACAGGGAGCCAGUGAUGAGAUCCAGAGGCUUAAUAGAGAUCUAGAAAAGGCAAAUGUUCUGAACUCCCAGACCCAGAGCUUCUUAAAAAGCAGUUCAGAAAGCACCAGCAUUGAGCUCCACAUACUAAGCAGAGGUUUAAAAAAUGCCAGCACUGACAUUCAGAUGUUAAAGGCAGGCUUGGAAAUGGCAAAUGCCCAGAUCUUGUUGGCAAACAGUAGUUUAAAAAAUGCUAAUGCUCAGAUCUACCUUUUGAGAGACAAUCUAAACAGUGUCAACAUUUUAAGGACCCAGAGCCAGGCUUUAAGAAGUAGUUUGGAAAGAGCCAAUGAUGAGAUCCAGAAGCUUAAGGGAGGUCUUCAAAAUGCAAAUGCUGCAAAUUCCCAGACUCAGACCUUUGUAAGAGGCAGCUUAGAGAAGAGCAGUGCUGAGAUUCAGUUGCUAAAACGUCAUUUAGAAAGGGCUGGUGAUGAGAUGCAUUCAUUAAAAACAGAUUUGGAAAAGGCUAUGGCCCAGAGCCAAAUGAUAAAUAACUGUCUGGAGCAGACAAAUGCUCAGGUUCAAGUAUUAAAAGCAGAGGUGAAAGUCACCAAUGCCUUAAAUUCUCAGAUCCAGGUAUUAAAUGGUCACUUGGAAAAUGCCAGCAGUGAGAUACAGACCCUAAAACGAGGAAUGAGGGAUACUGCAGCCUUAAAAGCUCAAACCCGGACCCUAGGAAGCAGCCUGCAGAAUGCCAGUGCUGAGAUCCAGAGGCUUAAGGGAGAUCUGGAAAAUGCAAAUGCUUUAAACUCCCAGACCCAGAGCUUCUUAAAAAGCAGUACAGAAAGCACCAGCAUUGAGCUCCACGUGCUAAGCAGAGGUUUAAAAAAUGCCAGCACUGACAUUCAGAUGUUAAAGGCAGGCUUGGAAAUGGCAAAUGCCCAGAUCUUGUUGGCAAAGAGUAACAGCUUAGAGAAGAGCAGUGCUGAGAUUCAGUUGCUAAAAGGUCGAUUGGAAAGGGCUGGUGAUGAGAUUCACUCCAUAAGAACAGAUUUGGAAAUGGCCACAGCCCUAUGCCAAAUGGCAAACAGCAGUCUGGAGCAGACAAAUGCUCAGGUUCAAGUAUUAAAAGCAGAGCUGAAAGUUGCCAAAGCCUUAAAUUCUCAGAUUAGGGUGUUAAAUGAUCACUUGAAAAACGCCAGCAGAGAAAUACAGACUCUAAAACGAGGAAUGAGGGAUACUGUGGCCUUAAAAGCUCAGACCCGGACCCUAGGAAGCAGCCUGCAGAAUGCCAGUGCUGAGAUCCAGAGGCUAAAAGGUGACUUAAAGAACACCAAAAACCUUACUGCCAAAAUCCAGGGGGAGCAGAGCCGCCUGGAGAUGCUCAGCACUGCCUUUGCUUCGCAGGAGCAGCUGCAAAAGACCCAAAAUCAACUUCUCCAGCUGAUCCUGCAAGGCUGGGUGGCCUACGGGAGGAGCUUGUAUUACUUUUCUAAUGACAAGAAGUAUUGGAAUGAGGCUGAGAAAUUCUGUGUGUCCCAGGGAGCCCACCUAGCAUCGGUGACGUCUGAGGAAGAGCAGGCUUUUCUGACAAAGUCCACAAGCACCUCUUACCACUGGAUUGGCCUCACUGAUAGAGGCAUGGAAGGCUCCUGGCGCUGGGCAGAUGGGACUCCAUUCAAUGCCAUCCAGAGCAGAGCGUUUUGGGAUAAAAAUCAGCCGGACAACUGGCUACACCACAAUGGGCAGACAGAGGACUGUGUUCACAUUCAGCAGAUGUGGAAUGACAUGUACUGUGAGGCCGCCUACCACUGGGUCUGCAAGAAGCCCAUCGGCCAGGGUGUGAUCUGAGGGCAGGGCAGGGGUGAGAGGUCUCCCUCUUCCAUAAAGCCUUGGGAGCCCCUGGACUCGAAUUGUCUACUGGGACAUUCCACUUGUCUUCUGUGUUUCCUGCCUUGUAGCCCAGAGGGGUCAUGGGCUCCACAAGGGAAGACCGUGUUGAACCUCUCUGAAUACCCUCAGCAACCAGCACAGGCCUGUCAGA